Cuscuta campestris is the source of this 1228-nucleotide messenger RNA. Lineage: Eukaryota; Viridiplantae; Streptophyta; Magnoliopsida; Solanales; Convolvulaceae. The record is from the annotation of a GenBank genome assembly.
CUUAGAAGCAGCUUCAUUCUUUUUCUAAACUUCAUACGCAUAAGUUGCAACGCCCGCUCCCAGCCGAACAGAACCCCUCAGCUGACCGCAAUCGGAGCUCCGCCAGUCCACCUCCAACCUCCGCCGUCCGCGCCGCUACAAGUCUCUGUCUCCAGGACUCAACUCGCAAUUGCCAGGGAAGGAUAUUAGAAUAUUUGGAUCUUGGAAGAAAACAUCAAUGUCUGAUUUUGUUGCUGGGGAGAUGAAGGCCAAAGUUCAAGUCUUCGAUUCAGAAGAGGAAUUAAAGGGGUCUUUGGCGAAAUGCACUGCUGAUUUAUCGGAGAAAUUUUGCAGAGAGAGGGGCUCCUUCUCCGUAGUGUUCUCCGGCGGUUCCCUCAUCAAGUGUCUCGGGAAAUUGCUUGAACCUCCGUAUAUUGACUCGGUCGACUGGUCGAAGUGGCACGUAUUCUGGGCAGAUGAGCGUGUGGUUCCAAAGGACCAUCCAGAUAGCAAUUAUUUGCUCGCUUAUGAUAGUUUUCUAUCCAAGAUACCAAUUCCUGCUGGUAAUGUGUAUGCCAUAAACGAUGUCUUGUCUGCUGAAGGUGCAGCCGAUGAUUAUGAUACCUGCCUCAAGCACUUGGUCAAAACCAACAUUGUGUGUACGUCUGAGGCUAGUGGAUUUCCACAAUUCGAUCUAAUGCUUUUGGGAAUGGGUCCAGACGGGCAUGUUGCUUCUUUAUUUCCCGGUCAUCCUCUUCUCCAAGAGAAGGAGAAGUGGGCAACAUUCAUCAAGGACUCUCCAAAACCGCCUCCAGAAAGGAUCACUCUCACAUUGCCUGUAAUAAACUCUUCUGCAAACAUUGCACUUGUUGUACCCGGCGCUUCCAAGGCGGAUGCUGUGUAUUCAGCAUUGAGAGGCAGUCAGAAUGCGGUUUCAUUGCCCGUGCAAAUGGUUUUGCCCGAAGGGCAAUUGGUUUGGUUUUUGGACAAGGGAGCUGCUUCAAAGCUCUAAGCAUAUGCGAGAGCUCUCUUGGUAAGUGCGAUUGAUCAAGAGAUAAUAUCCCUUGUCUUUGCAGGAUCAGGAUGUGAACUGGGACGGGAAUGAGAAACUAUUUUGAUGCAAUAAGAUGAUUCCCUUGAAACCCAGCAUACUCCGCAAUAAACUAGUACUCCGUAAAGGUGUAAUUCUAUUUUGUUUAUCAUUCAAACAUUGUUUAUUUUUAAAAUAACGUUUCAAACUAACCUACAG